This is a messenger RNA of Fundulus heteroclitus (mummichog), 3475 nucleotides long. It is a transcript of the gene ptprr, whose product is annotated as protein tyrosine phosphatase receptor type R. Lineage: Eukaryota; Metazoa; Chordata; Actinopteri; Cyprinodontiformes; Fundulidae. The record is from RefSeq and is a predicted model, not a curated record. Bases 203 to 2401 code for a protein of 732 amino acids. Gene Ontology annotation, molecular function: protein tyrosine phosphatase activity. Gene Ontology annotation, biological process: protein dephosphorylation. The transcript is spliced from 16 exons.
CCCCAGAGCGUCAUCCUUCCUCAUUAUCUCCCAGACUCGGAAGGAAACAGCCCACCGCCACCACCACCACCCCAGACCGGCUGUUCCUCCUUCGCUCAGGCCGCUGCAGGACGCUGCAGGGCGGGGAAGCAGCGGCAGGGGCCCCGGUGGUUGAAGCUGUGGUGCUGUGACAGCUGCCUUCAGCGAAGACAAGCCGUCCUGGAUGCGCCUUGGCAGCUCCAGCCGGAGCGUCAAAGAGCGCGUUUGUUUCUGCAGGAAGGCAGCAGGAGACGGGGGAGGCUUCCUCAGCAUGUUUUUCUCCUUGGCUUUAAUUUGGACACAGCUGCUGAUCCCAGAGUGUUUUGCUGGAGGACCCUUCCCUACUCACCAUCCGGGUCGCCUGCCUCCAUCUCAGUACCCUCAGAGAGAUGUUAACGAGCUGCCAGAGUCCCGCCCUCACCUCCAUCGCCACCACAACCACCAGCACCACCACCGGCACCCAGUCCGGUCGGCCACGGCGCCCGCCGCUGCCCGCCACGAUUCUCGGCUCCAGCAGGAGCUCGGCCCCCGGCGGAGCCUGGACCUGCUGGAACAGCUGCACCAGGACGUGGAACCGGAUCACUUUGGCUGGCGUGUUGUACCCGGCGAAUAUCUGAUCACCAUGUACCUGGCUGUUGGUGUGAGGAGGCUGAACAUCAGUCACCUUCUGUGGUUUCGGGACGGUGUAGCGGCGGCGCUCGGCGUUGCUCCUCAACACGUUCACAUCAACAAGCUGAAUGCAAAAAACGGCAUCGAGCUCUUCGUGUCCUCUGAGAGGCGGGACAUCGUGGAGCUCCGCCCUGCUAAGGAGGUCGUCCAAUCGCUGAAUCGCAGCGUUCUUCAUCACCAUCUGGCCGACUUCGGCAUCACAGAGGUCAAACCGGAGUGCUGCAGAAACAUCCCAGACUCUUCGCCUUCGUCUCCGAAGAAGAACGUCCUGCAGGACGAGCAGAGGGAUCACGCAUGGAGCAGGGACGGCCUCUACAACGUCGUCCUCUUCUUCACGUUCUUCCUCAUCAUCGUCACCUGCUUGAUGGUUUUGUAUCGAAUGAAACAGAAGGUUCCCGUUUCUGAGAAGCACCUUAAAGCUCCGCCCCCCGACCGCCACGUGAGCCUGACCAUCCCCCCAGAGCCCACCAAGUGGUCAAAGAGCACCACGGUUCUCAAGACAGAAAGCAUGGUCCAGUCUGAGCUCCCGCCAGCCGUAGCCACACCCAUUCACCAGCAGCAGCCAAUCACAGCUUGCCGCCACCUCGCUCCUCCUGUCGUCCCUCUGCCAAGGCCCACCCCUGUUCCUGUCAUCAACACUGAGAGCCGCUCCCUAACGAGCGCUCCCCCGGUGACGGCCACUAACGAGCUGAAGCCGUGCCCCUCCCCUUUCAGGAUGAAGCCCGCCGCAGGCCUGCAGGAGAGACGAGGCUCUAACGUGUCCCUGGUGCUGGACAUGUCGGCGCUCGGCUCGGUGGAGCCCCUCAGCGUCUCCGUGGUAACCCCCAGGGAGGCGGCGGCCAGAGAGUACCUGCUGGCGGCCGGCCGACCGCUGACACGGCAGCAGCUUCGCGACGUCGUCAGCAACACGCACAAGCUGCACGUCGAGUUCGCUGAAAUUCCCAUGAAUUUCAUCGAUCCCAAGGAGCUGGAUAUUCCCAACCACGGCACUAAGAACAGAUACAAGACCAUACUGCCCAAUCCUCAUUCCAGAGUGAUCCUGAAGUCAAAGAGCUGCAACGACCUGCUGAGCUCCUACAUCAAUGCUAACUACAUACGGGGUUAUCUAGGCGACAGCCGGGCCUUCAUCGCCACUCAGGGUCCCAUGGUGAACACGGUGAACGACUUCUGGCAGAUGGCGUGGCAGGAGGACUCGCCCGUCAUCGUCAUGAUCACCAAACUGAAGGAGAAGAACGAGAAGUGUGUCCUGUACUGGCCGGAGAAGAGGGGCAUCUACGGGAAGGUGGAGGUUCUGGUGAACAGCAUCAGGGAGUGUGAGCACUACGCCACCCGCAGCCUCACGCUGAAGUGUGGGAACCAAACCCGCGUGCUGCAGCAUUACUGGUACACGUCGUGGCCCGACCACAAAACCCCGGACUCGGCGCUGCCGCUGCUGCAGCUCAUGGCCGACGUGGAGGCAGACAGACGUGCCGCCGCCUCCGUGGGACCCGUCAUUGUCCACUGCAGUGCUGGGAUUGGACGGACAGGAUGCUUCAUCGCUACGACGAUAGGCUGCCGGCAGCUGCAGGUGGAGGGAGUGGUGGACGUGCUGAGCAUCACCUGCCAACUGCGAGCCGACAGAGGAGGUAUGAUCCAAACAGGCGAGCAGUACGAGUUCGUCCAUCACGCCCUGAGUCUGUACGAGGCCCGGCUGUCGGCCGAAUCCGGCCAGUGAACGCCCGCCGCCGUGGGACCUCGGCUUCAGACCGGCCGGGUUUUUAUGGAAACAUGUCAUGAGCUUUGGGAGUUCUCUCCCACCGGGAGACUCUUUGACGUUGAUGGAUGACAGAUUGUGUAAAUUGUGAGCAGCGACGGGAGAAGGAAAGAGGAGAAGGUAAAUUUCAGCAGUAGGGAUGUACCCCUUCUUCUUCUUCUUCUUCUUCUUCUUCUUCUUCACCGCCGGGUGUGUUGUUGGCGAACAGUGACACUCCAGGGACUUCCCCUGUCACCCAGCUGACCUCUGGAUGGCGCCGUUUUUAAAGAAGCUGACAGGAUAGAUUGACAUUGUUUGAUAACACCAUGUGACACGUGUCUCUGUGUCUUAUAGAAUUUUAAAUUAUUUUUUAAUGUGACGUUCUUAUCAGAUAGCUUUUUGGAACAUGACUGUUAUGUGGUUGCACCUUUAGUUUUAGCUGCUGUGGAAGUAUUUACCCGACACGGUCAGCCCUGUUUGUGACCCCUGUGAGCAGCAUUUUACCCGUCACAUGGAUUUUCCCAACAUAAAGUCAGAAAAAAACUUCGUGUUUAGCAAAAGGGUUUAUAUUAGGAAGAGUUUUUAAUCAGAAAGAGAAGGCAGAAAUUAAACUUUAAGUUUUUCAAACAUUUGUGGCCGCUAAACGUUGUUAAACCCCGUUUUUGUUCAGAUCUUCCUUUUCCCUUUUUAAAAGUAGAGGUCUGAGAUCCAGGAUUUUAUGAUAAUCAAUAAAUUGCCGGACAAUCCAAAAAACAAAAAUCCACAUGAAUUUAUCUGAAUAUAUAAAGUUAUUAAGGUAAAGUCUACUUGGCCCUUGCAGGAAUAUAAACUGGCUUAAAGGUUUUUCUGUUAAAAUGUCAGUUUAAAGGUUUAUUAUUCAGCUAAAGUAGCUAAACUGUCUCUGUAUAAGCACUAAAUUUAUUCUUUAAUCAUAUUAGAUAAUUUUUUUUCCAAUGACAACAACUGGGCCACAGCCAUUUGAAUCAUUAGGGACACAUCUAGAACCUGCAGGACACCUUGAGCUGGACAGGUGGACGAGAUCAUUUCACUUGACAC